This is a messenger RNA of Schistosoma intercalatum, 469 nucleotides long. The record is from the annotation of a GenBank genome assembly. NCBI's taxonomy places the organism in Eukaryota, Metazoa, Platyhelminthes, Trematoda, Strigeidida, Schistosomatidae.
CGCCUAGCUAAGACUCGUGAACUGCAAACACGAGAGAACCAAGCUGGCUUCAGACAUGGUCGUGGCUGCAUCGACCACAUAUUCACCAUUCGUCAGGUUUGAGAACACAGGCAUGCUUAUCGGCGUCCGACAAUGGUGGUCUUUCUUGACUUAAAAGCAGCAUUUGACUCUGCUGACCGAGAGGUUCUGUGGCAGUGUGUGUCGUUGAAAGGUGUAGCUCAGAAGUGCAUAAACCUUGUCAAGGCUCUUUACUCGAACACUACCAGUUUAGUCAGAGGUUAUGGCGAACUAUCAUCUGAUUUUUCAACCUCAAGUGGUGUCCGUCAAGGCUGUCCACUAUCUCCAUUUUUGUUCAAUUUCAUCAUAGACCUACUGAUGGAAACAAUGUUCUCGUUGACUGAAUUUUCGGGAAUUGAUCUCCUACCAGGAGAUCCGUUUAUCGACUUAGAAUACGCAAUGAUAUAGUUCG